AUGGAUUCGCAAAAUUCUGUGGAAACUUUGACUAUUGCUUUGAUCGAUACACUCUCCGAUAAAAAUGAUAAAGUACGCGAUAGUGUGGCUCAAUCGAUAGUUGAUACGGGAAAGAAACUACCUCAGCUAACUGUAACACUUUGUACGAAUUAUUUGAAUAAACAUCAAAAACUUCCUGAAACACAUCGAGCUGCGAUUCUACGUGUAAUCGAACGCAUCCUCAAUUAUCAACAGCAACAAGGACAAACAAAUGAAGAGAUACCAUUUGACAACGAGACAUUCCAAUUGUUAACUCGUGUAGCAGCGAAUGAGUUGACAAUGCCAAAAGAAAUCGUUCCUGUCUGGCAACAAGCCGCUUCUGAUGUUCUUGUAGAAAUUGGCAAAUAUGAGCCUGACCUCGUCUGUACUGCUAUCUCGCCACAUAUGCCAGCUGGUCAAUUGCCACAAUUUUUCGUUCUACAAACUGUUGGCAGUUUAGCAGAAGCAAAUCCACGUGGAAUGGUGCAUCAACUUCGACCGAUGUUCAGUCGUAUAUUACCGAUGAUGGGUAUGGUGAAACAAGAAAACUAUCGUUGGGUUUACACGGCUGUGCUCUUUAAAUUCUGUCUGGCUCUGAUUGAUUUUCAAGCAAAUGGUGAUGAAACAGCACGAACGACAUUCGCACCACAACAAUUUGAGAAUGAUGCUUUCGCGGCAUACGAAGUAUUUCUAACAUCUGCUUGGAUUGGUUCGAAAGAACUGAAGGUUCGAAAUAUUUGUGUUCAAGCUGUCGGUCGUCUAGUCCAUUUAUUUUCGCCAUCAAAAUUUACUGAACAAUUUCCACGUUUAAUGCAAAAUGUGCUUGGAUUUUAUCGAAAAAAUGUUGAUCAUUUAUACGUCAGUGAAACGCUCAAUUCUGUUGUACUUCUAGCCGACCAGUGGAAUGUCGCACAAUUGAAAGUAUCUAUGGAUGCUGUCCUACGAGAAGUUCUAAAUGAAAUUCAAAACAAUUAUGAAGCCUUUGAAAAUGCAAAUGAACAAGCUGUUAAAAAUCAAAAUGAACUAUUACGUACUUUACAAAUCCUUGGGAAACAUUCGCCGCAGACAAUAUGGCCGUGGUUAUUACAACGCAUGGAACAAGCUGGUUCCAAUGAUAAACUUCGUAUCGUACUUCUUGUUAUUUAUCGUCAUCUUGUCUAUGCCUUUGGAAAUGAUGCGCCAUCAACACCAUUUGAUUAUAAAUCAUUGCUUGUGUCAAGUUUACGGCCAACGUUAAACACAGCAACAUUGAAAAUUACGAAAUAUCUAUCGCAAUUAAUUGUGGCUAUGGCUUGUCAUGGCUAUUUGCAACUGGAAGGACGACGAUUUUUGAUUGAAUAUAUCGUGCGAAAUUGUACGUAUCCCAUAAGUGGAACCGACGAUAAUCCUAAACCAGAUGCCACUGUACCCACUGCUGAUGUGAGAAUGAUGUGUCGCAACAUUCUGAAUGCGUUCAGUUCGACUAUCGAAGGCAUGGAUGAAGUUUUAUGGCCGUUACUGAUGGAAUUUCUCAUUCCUGAAGUGUACACAGGUGCAUUUGGAAUAAUCUGUAAAGCACUAUCACAAGCUGGUCAACAGCAAAUCGCAGCGAAGAAAGAUACCUUUUGGAUUGACUUUGAUGUUCUUGUGAAUAUACCAAAACCAAACGAAAUUAUUACACGAUGCUUCGUCCUACUCGGCGAACCGUUAGUUGAAGAAACACGGGGUAUAUCAAUUCUGAAUUUUCUUCGUACUGCUGUGACAGAGUUGAAAGCUGAUCUACGAGAAUUAUGGGACAAAGUCAUUCCACGUUUACUACAAAACUUAACUGGCAAUGAAGACGACGAAAACAAGAAGUUCGAUUCUUCAAAUUGGCAAGAUCUUAUUCUUAAAUUCCUUUCGAAAACGCUCGAUGUCGUUGAGCGUGAAGACUGGAUCAGUGAUGUAGGUGCCUGCUUUGUGAAACAAUUACCAUUGUAUGCAAAAUUAGAACGUGAGCGUGGCUUUGCUUAUAAAUGUAUUGGUAUCGUUCUACGCAAGUCGAAAAUUAACGAAUUCGUCAGUCGGACAUUAGAAUCAAUGACAACGGUGAUUAAUUUUCAACAUGAACAUGAACGAAAUGGCUGGGCAACAAUGUUUGGCCUAUGUUCAGCAACGCAUCUUGAUAUAGUCUUACAACGACUCGAUCUAUAUUUAAAAAUCGCCGAUUCGAAAGGCUCAGGUUCAUCAUCAGGUGGUGGUGGCGGUCUGUUCGGGUUUCUUGGUUCGAAAACAGAAACACAUUCCGAUUUGGCACGUGCGACAACUCUUCUCGCAUACGCUUACGUUUCAAUCUAUGCAUCGCUAGAAUUAAUUGUCUCUCGUAUGGAAACUAGCAUCCUUAUUAGCGCCGUAAAAAUUGCUCGAACGAUCAAGGAAGAAACGGGCAAACUCAUUGUAGCGAAGUCCUUUAUUAUUCUCGCACAAUCAAUGAAUAGAGAACAUUUGAAGACGGACUUUUCUUUUGCAUCAAGAAAUGAUCUUAUACAAGAAAUGGUCAGUUAUAUCACACAGGAUGCAGCUAUCAAAUUGCAACCAACAACAUUCAAUCAGUGUGUGAAAGCAUGCCAUGCAUUGAUCGUUCUUCAACCUGAACAAACAUUGGCCGAAAAGUAUCAAUUGGCUCGAGCUGCUAUACAUUGGUAUUGUUCAACAAAAUUAGAUAUAACACCGAAUCAAAAAGAAGAAAUCUCCGCAUCACUCGGUGCAUUGAUCAUCGAAAUACUUAGUUUAGGAGAGUCACGCGAAACUUUCCCUAGUCUUAUAAAUUUACUCGAGCCUUUCUGUUUGUCGCUGCAAGGAAGUGAACGAGCACGUGCUUUUGAUAUUCUUAGUCAACUUAUUCAAUCCGACGCGAUGAACAGAUUAAAAGAACAAAACUUAAUCGAUAUUGGUGGUUUAAUGGCUAUUUGUCUUAUGUACCUAACUGAUACAGAGUCGACGGUUGAACUCGCAACAACUGCAAGCCUUACCAGAUUAUUACGACUUCAGUCACAGCUAGCGACAGGUAUCGUCGAAAAUUCCGGUAAUGAAGAGAAUAUUGUUGACCAAGAGAAGGUAGCAAAUGAUGAAACCAUACAACUUUCUAAAAACAGGAAAUGUAUCGAUAAUGAUGGUCAGAGCUUAUCGGGCAAUCUUGAACCGCGUUGUCUCUUACCUUUUAUUGAAAAAGCAACUGAAAUCAUUGCCGAUACACGUGCUAUUGGAUCAGUGGUGGUAUGCAAUGUUCUAUGUAAAAUAUUCGACUCACGACAUGGUGAAUUGGCCGAGCAAAUCGAUUACAUCUUUAGUAUUAUGCUCAACAAAUAUAAUCAGAUAAGCAACGAAGAUGUCCUACGAGCAUUGCGAGCUGCUUUUAAACAACUGAGUUUAUCUUGUUCAAGUCGUGUAUUCAGUACAUUGAUGAAUUUUGGUGUACCAUUUACCAAAAAUCUAGUAACUAUUAUUCAUGAUCUUGCUGACAAUCGACCAUUAACCGAAGCUGUUCUCGCACAAAUUAUGGAAUGUUGGUCCCGUUCAUUGCCCUUUGAUGAAAAAGAUUCACAACGAUAUGCAACUGCUCAGCCAUUGAUGGCGUUAUAUCUGCUAAACGAAUGGCUGCAAUCGGACCGUAUAUGUGAUCUGGGUGAAUAUGCUUUCCCACGUUUGUUUGUGGCACUUUUUAUUCGCAUGGCGUCACAUGUUGAUACGCAUCCACCACAAAAUGUACCAACGUUGCGUCGUGUUACACCACCAAAUGGUAGUUCUCGGCGUGAUUCGGGAGCAAGCAGUGCGAACAAUGCACCUUUAGUUAACACAGCAGGAGCGAAUGCCAAUGCAGGAAAGAAAACCUCAUCACGUUUAAGUCUCUUCGAUUCGAAAUCAUCACGUGGUGCUACGAAAGCAGCAACAACUGCUGAGCAACAACAAGCUAAUACUGGACCAUCGAGCAAUGAAUUGAAAAAGAUCGAGCCAUACCGUUUAUCCAACGACUGUAUGAUGCAUUUUCUUAAAGUUUAUAAUUGCCAAACAGAAGUGAAUACCAGUGUACCUUGGGACAAAAUGGCUAAAUUCGAUACAGCCGAUUCGGCACUCGAGGCGCUCGCUCAAGGUUUGUCACGCUGUAAUCAUAUACAUCAGAAACAAUUGAACAUUAUCAUUGAAUUACUGGGACAAGUAUUAGAUGGUCCUUAUGAUAUUCAACGUAUUUGCGUAUCAGCAUUUUUCGCUGAAUUUAUUCGAUGUAAUCCCGACGAUAGCGAUGAUCAACGCUUUGUUCGCGAAUUAAUUCGCUACUUAUUGGGACGUUUAGUUGAUCAUAAUAUAUAUGUCCGAAAAUUUUGUUUACGUGGUCUUGGCUGGUGGCGACCAACCCGCGAUAGUCAGGAAGACAAAGGCUUACCAACCACGAUCCUCGCAUCGUUAAUUUCUGGUCUCGAUGAUCGCGAUGACAAGAACGAUCUCCUCACAUUAGAAGCUAUGUGUUCCUUAUCAAAUGUAAUCGCUGUCAUGAACGAAGAUGAAGUACGACCAAUCCUAAUGAAUGUUCUGUUAAGAAUUCGACCUUGUUUCGAAAAAGAAGAAGCAAAGGUGCGUUCAGCAGCAUUCACGCUAUUCGGUAAAAUGGCAUCUGUAUGUGAAGGAAAUUCACGCGAAGCAUUCGUCGAGCAAAUCUUUUCAUCCUUAGUCACUCUAACAUUGCAUCUGAAUGAUCCUGUUGAAACCGUACGUGAAAGUUGCAAAGUAUGUUUUCAAUCCAUUGCACCAUUACUUGAUCAACCACUACUAGCCGACUUAAUCAAAGAAAAUCUUCAACCAAAGAUGUCUCUUUCCUAUUCGGAAUUCAUUGGUGAUUUCUGCAAAAUCCUAGUUGAGAAAUAUCCAUACAAAAUCAAUUUUUUCAUUAUGAACUGUAUCAUAUUCUUUAAAAAUCCCGUACCAGAGUUGCGAGCCAACGCCGCAGUAGUCGCAGGUUAUUUGAUAGUUAAUUUAACUGAAGAACAAAUCAAUAAUCUAUCGAAAGAACAUAUUCUAAAUGCAUUUAUCGUUCUAUUGAAAGAUUCUAAUCCAGAUGUACGUUGUCGCGUAGCUGAAUCCAUGCAUUUCAUGUAUAAAUUUUAA
Molecule: messenger RNA, 5136 nt
Organism: Adineta ricciae
Lineage: Eukaryota; Metazoa; Rotifera; Eurotatoria; Adinetida; Adinetidae
Source: the annotation of a GenBank genome assembly